CAGGAGAGGGCAACGGAGUAUGAUAUUAUGUUGCGUGUAAACUUGCGGUCAUCUCUGUAAUCACACUUCAAUGUUGAAACCGAUUUUCUUCACUGUCGAGAAGCCAACGGUGCGCCUACUUGGCCCCCGUUGUUCUUUUUAGCUCGGAGCCAGUGCUAGUUCGUACUCUCGGGUUUAUUUUCUUUAUGUUGAAGCUACUAUGAAUGGAGGAUAAAUGUUGCCGAAGGCUGACAGCAGCAGUUUCGUCCUUCUCCUCUCUCUUCUCUUCGUUCUGACUGUAACAGAUCCACCACGGACAGGCCCCCGGCUUGCUCUGGCCAGGCUGCUGUCCGAGCUGAGGUGUAGCCCUGGACAGUUUGCCUGCCGCAGUGGGAAGAUGCAGUGCAUUCCCAUGUCCUGGCGCUGUGACGGCUGGACCGCCUGCGAGGACAAGAGUGACGAGAUGGACUGUCCCCCUAUGAAGGAGGAGAGCUAUCGCUACGGUAACGGCUUCGAUCAGGUGGAGGACGUGAUGGGCGUGGCCCAGCCUGUGCGCUUUAACAAGAAAUGCCCCAGCGGCUGGCACCACUACGAGAGGACAGCCAGCUGUUAUAAGGUCUACCUGAGGAAGGAGAACUACUGGCAGGCAGUGGACACCUGCCACAAAGUCAACGGUUCCCUCGCCACCUUCGUCACCAACGAGGAACUGCAGUUCAUCCUCAAGAUCGAGGUGGACUUCGACGAGAAAGUGUGUGAGAGGAAAGACCAGUGCAAGUUCUGGGUGGGAUAUCAGUACGUCAUCACAAAUCAGAAUCAUUCUCUCGAGGGCCGAUGGGAAGUCGCUUAUAAAGGAUCGAUGCAGGUGUUUCUCCCUCCGGAGGGGCUGACCAACUUCGGCGAGGCGAACCCCACACAGGACAACGUGUUCUGUGCUCAGCUGCAGCGUUUCCAGAUCAAGAGCAUGAACGAGCGAGGCCUCCACAGCUGGCACGCGGAGAACUGCUACAAGAAAUUCCCCUUCCUGUGCAAGAGGAGACAGACCUGUGUGGACAUUAAGGACAUUGUGGUGAACGAGGGGUACUACUUCACUCCGAAGGGCGACGACCCCUGUCUGAGCUGCACCUGUCACGACGGAGAGCCAGAGAUGUGUGUGGCCGCCCUGUGCGAGCGUCCGCAGGGGUGCCAGCAUUUCCGCAAGGACCCCAAAGAGUGCUGCAAAUUCACCUGUUUGGACCCCGAUGGAAACAGCCUGUUUGACUCCAUGGCCAGUGGGAUGCGUCUGAUCGUCAGCUGCAUCUCCUCCUUCCUCAUCCUCUCCCUGCUCCUCUUCAUGGUCCACCGUCUCCGGCAGCGCAGACGCGAACGCAUCGAAACACUCAUCGGAGGAAACCUGCAUCAUUUUAACCUGGGCCGACGGGUCCCGGGCUUUGACUACGGUCCCGACGCCUUCGGUACGGGUCUGACGCCCCUGCACCUGUCCGACGACGGCGAGGGUGGAGCCUUUCACUUCCAGGAGCCCCCGCCUCCGUACGCAGCCUACAAAUACCCAGACAUCCACCAUCCCGAUGACCCUCCACCUCCGUACGAAGCCUCCAUCAACCCCGACAGCAUCCUCUACGUUGACCUGGGACGGACUGGGAUUCCCCUGACGGCCGGGCAGAUGAGCGUGGAGGUCGACUCCCCCCAGCGGGACACCCCGGGGCAGGCGCCAGGCCCCGAGCAGGCCCUGGAGGAGCGGGAGGACUCCAUAGACAGCAGCACCCUGCUCGUGGCCCCCGACACCCCCACCGAAACGGAGCCGGCCGUGACGGAGACCACGACCGUGGACUGCACCAGUACCUCCUCCCUCAGCACGGUGGUCUAGCUCUGAGGACGAGCGAGAGGAAGAGAGAGAAAGAGACAGACGGACAGACAGACAGGACUGCUAGCUCUGGCGUCCAGGCCCUUGUUUUGUCCCCACAGGUUAGAAGAAGAAGAAGAGUGAGAGAGAGAGAGAGAGUGGAGUGAGAGAGUGGAGUGAGAGAGUGGAGUGAGAGAGA
Messenger RNA from Chanos chanos (milkfish), 2018 nucleotides. It is a transcript of the gene dgcr2, whose product is annotated as DiGeorge syndrome critical region gene 2. Gene Ontology annotation, cellular component: membrane. Gene Ontology annotation, molecular function: protein binding. NCBI's taxonomy places the organism in Eukaryota, Metazoa, Chordata, Actinopteri, Gonorynchiformes, Chanidae. The record is from RefSeq and is a predicted model, not a curated record. The transcript has 11 exons. Bases 215 to 1843 code for a protein of 542 amino acids.